Molecule: messenger RNA, 1781 nt
Organism: Lentinula edodes (shiitake mushroom)
Lineage: Eukaryota; Fungi; Basidiomycota; Agaricomycetes; Agaricales; Omphalotaceae
Exons: 2
Coding region: 1-1671 (556 amino acids)
Source: RefSeq, a predicted model, not a curated record
AUGGACUCGGACUGGAAUACUGAUCAUUUUGUUGUACCCUCAAACAUCGCGGCUGGAACCGAUACACAAGUGAUGUCAAUGGAGAGUGAUCACUGGUUCAUCCCCCAGGACUUGAAACAGCGCGGGCCCGCUGUCCAUGAACAACAACAAGAUGUCUCACUUCCCAAGCUUGGAAUCUUCGAAGAGUUAGGCGCCCCUGUACUUUCCGCGGAAGAUAGGCAGGCCUACGAUCUACAAUAUUUCCCCCUCUUCGAUUCGAGUGCGCACUCCAUCCUUGCUGUAGAUUCAGCUUCCUCAACCCCAGUUGUAUCCCCGACCACGACAUACAACUCCUACACGCCUUUGGGUAGUCAAAGCCCUGCAUCUACCAAAGCAGUAGGAUUUAAUCAAUAUUAUACACCUCCAAACGCGGUGAACGGAAUACAAUACGGGCCCGGGGUGAACCAUCAUGCGUAUCAUGGGUACGGUGGAUUGAACUACCCUGCCCUCAAUUUAGGAGCUCUACCAGAACUCUCCGGGUUCAAUGAUGUUGACAGAAUGGAGGCUCAAGGUGAAGCUACCUUCGACGCGUCCGAUAGCUCCGCCGUUGAUCUGCCCAACGCCAUGACGCUCCCAGAUAUUCUUUCCGUGCAAGCUCAUCCUAUGGAACGCAUCGAAGGAUCUCCGAACCACAACAUUCUCGUUCCUUACCCUUUUGAUGAUCUGCCUAGCGGAAGAUCCCUCGAUUUGGGCUUCAGCUACAACCCUACCCAAUAUCAAGAUCAUACAUCUUACCCUUGUGCACCGGAAAAUCGAAUCAGUGUCGCUAUAGCCUCCACGUCCACUGCGGCCCAGCUGCCCCAGAUGAUUCAGCUUCCAGGAGCUCCUCAAUUCCCUUCCCUGACCCGUCUUUUAGAUCAGCAGAACGAGGGAUUUAUUCACCGGUCUGAUGCGCAGAACGUAGGAUCUUACUCAUCCCCCACUCUCGCAACAUUUGGUAGAUUCGGAGUUCCUCAGCAACCACCGAAACGCGUUCAUUCCACCCUCGACGACGACUACGAGGAUAUCGCCGUUCAGCCUGCGGGACCUUCAAAGGGUACCAAAUCCAAUAACAGUGUUAGAAACCCUUCUUCUGAGGGACCCGAUCUCGGAACAAAACGUCGCAGACUGCAACCGCCUAAAGCAGCACUCCAAGCUGUCCAACCUAUCCUCGCCUCCGCGAUCUGCCGAAUCUUGGACGAACAUGGACGCGAAUGCGGAACCAACCUGACCCCAGAAAAUGUGAACGGGCAUAUUCAGGGACAUGUUGAUCGUUUGAAGCCUGUUCCAGCGAAAGGAAAGCAAGCUAAUUCGGCUCACCGGGAAAAGCUACGAUUGGCUUGUGCAUGGAACAUGGGGGAGGAAGGGCAGCAGGUGAUAUCUUGCACGACGAUGGUUGCGGAUAUCAGAGGGUUGAAACGACAUUUCCACACGCAUCACAAGAUCAAGGUCCUCUGUCCGAUUUCAGGCUGCACGAGAGGGCCGAUGGCUAGAGGAAGGCCGGAGCAAGUGAAGAAACACAUGGAACUCGCGCAUCACAUUAAUUUUCUUGAAGGAAAGCACCGCCCGAAACCAGAUGCUGAGGAAUACACCUGGGAAGAAGUGUCUUAUCUGGCCGGUGAGGCUCAGCUGGGGGUGUUGGGAUUGUUGUAGUAGGUUGUGAAUUUUCGAUGAACGACUCUGGCAGGACUUCAGUACCACCUUCAUUCUUUUUUGAUGACUUGCAUUGCGUCUUAUAAUAAUAAAAUUAGCAUAUCUUCCCC